Taeniopygia guttata (zebra finch) is the source of this 2491-nucleotide messenger RNA. RefSeq names its product gap junction protein alpha 4 (gene GJA4). Gene Ontology annotation, cellular component: connexin complex. The record is from RefSeq and is a predicted model, not a curated record. Gene Ontology annotation, biological process: cell-cell signaling. Gene Ontology annotation, molecular function: gap junction channel activity. NCBI's taxonomy places the organism in Eukaryota, Metazoa, Chordata, Aves, Passeriformes, Estrildidae.
GGCCCGGGACUAAGCCCCGGCCCCCGGUUUCCUGCCCACGCUCCUCCUCCGGCUUCCCCGAGCCCCCAAUAACCGGAGCCACCCGGUCCGACCCCUCGCACUCAGCGCGGCCCGAGCCCGGCGGGACUGCCCGGCGCGGCGGAGAGGCAAAGGCUUCCUAGAAGAUGGGUGACUGGGAAUUCCUGCAGAAACUGCUGGACCAAGUGCAGGAGCAUUCGACGGUGAUCGGGAAGAUCUGGCUCACCGUGCUCUUCAUCUUCCGCAUCCUCAUCCUGGGCCUGGCCGGGGAGUCGGUGUGGGGGGACGAGCAGUCGGAUUUCGUGUGUAACACCAAGCAGCCAGGCUGCACCAACGUCUGCUACGACAAAGCCUUCCCCAUCUCCCACAUCCGCUACUGGGUGCUGCAGUUCCUCUUCGUCAGCACCCCGACCCUGAUUUACCUGGGCCAUGUUGUCUAUCUCUCCCGCAAGGAGGAGAAGCUGAAGGAGAAGGAGAGCAAGCUCCGGGCUGUCCACAGCAAGGACCCCAAGAUUGAGGAGGCCCUGGCAGACCUGGAGAAGAAGAUGUCCAAGAUCUACGUGACAGAGAGCGGGCGGCUGAAGAUCCGGGGGGCGCUGAUGUGGACGUACAUCACCAGUGUCAUCUGCAAGAGCAUCUUUGAGGCCGGUUUCCUCGUGGGCCAGUGGUACCUGUAUGGCUUCUCCAUGGUGCCCCGCUACGUGUGCAAGAGGGACCCGUGCCCGCAUCAGGUGGACUGCUUCAUCUCCCGCCCCACCGAAAAGAGCAUCUUCAUCAUCUUCAUGCUGGUGAUGGGCCUGAUCUCCUUAAUCCUGAACCUCUUGGAGCUCUUCCACCUCUGCUGCAAGAACCUGCUUAGCAACAUCAAGAAGGUGUCGGAGCCAGCUGGACCGAGCCAGGACAGCUUUGUGGAUGCCAUGGUGUCGAGUCCCUACUCCCCCAAGCACUAUCCCUUCCUGCCCAUGGCCGAGAGCCACGCGCCCUCCUACCAGACCUACAACAAACUCUCCAGCGAGCAGAACUGGGCCAACUACCGCAACGAGGAGAGCCUGGCACUGGGCAGCGGCAGCAGGCCCCUGUCGGACCCCUACGCCCCCGGGGCUGCCGAAGCCUCCGCCCCGGAGGAGAAGCCGGGCAGCCGGCCCGGGAGCUCAGCCUCCAAAAAGCAAUACGUGUAGUGCCGGGCUGGCCCCGGCUGGCAGGGGGACAUCCCUGGGUCCCUUGUGCCUGCAAAGGUGCUGGCUGCGGGCAGGCAGCUGCCUCUGCCUGGUUCUGUGCUCUGCACAUUCCCCUCUGGAGGCUCCGGGGACCUGCCCGCCCUGGGAUGGGACGCUCGGGAGCACGGCCGUGGAGCGCUGCCGCCGCUCUUCCCUACAGACCCUGAAGGAAGGAAACUGCACCGAGUUCCCCGGGACGCCGUGUCCUGUGUGCCUUGCCGUGGGCAAGGGAGAAAGCCCUGGAGCCACGCCGUGGAACAGGCUGUCCCCAAGGCCGGGGCUGGAGGCUGCUGGCCACGGGGAGAUGUGGUUCAGCCAGACCCCAGAGCCUCGGCCAGCAUGGAGCCAGGAGUGCAGCCGUGGGAAGCUGCUCCUCUCCUUUCCACGGGGACUGCCGGGAAAAGCUGGGCUGGGGCAGCGCUGACUGAUCCUGGCCACCAGCCCCAUCCCAUUCCUGCAGUCCUGCACUGACUGAUCCUGGCCACCAGCCCCAUCCCAUUCCUGCAGUCCUGUGCUGACUGAUCCUGGCCACCAGCCCCAUCCCAUUCCUGCAGUCCUGCACUGACUGAUCCUGGCCACCAGCCCCAUCCCAUUCCUGCAGUCCUGCACUGACUGAUCCUGGCCACCAGCCCCAUCCCAUUCCAGCAGUCCUGGCAUCUGCCCAGAGCUCGCUGCAGAAGCUGCCCCCUCCCAUGGGACACAGAGGGGUUAAGGCAGCUCUGCUGUGACCAGCAGAUUCCAAUGGCUGCAGGGGCACUGGGGGUGACCCAGGAGUGUGAGUUCCUCCCCUCCCAGCCCUGGGCUCUUUCCCAUGGGAUGUGUGCCUUAAGUUAUUUUUAACCUGCUGGGCUGAGCAUGGAGUUUCUGCCUUAAAGGUGCAGUUUGCAGGGACUUUAGGGAGCUGUGUCCAGCCUGGCCAUGUGCCUUGGAGCCCCGUGGGGUUUAGGGAGGAAUCAGCUGAAAGUUUGAGGGUUUUGGGGUUUUUAUUACUUUGCACUAGUCGUCUCCUGCUGUGGGCUGUGGAGGGGGGGUGGGUGGAAGGACCAACUGUUGUCACAGGAGCUGUCACCCUGACUUCCCCAGCCCACUGAAUGCUGUGAGAGGGGAUUGUCCUGCUGUGGCCAGGGGGCUGCAGGUCCUGUGUGACCAAGGUGUGAGUGAGGGUGGGGUGUGGGCACCGCCCUCAGCACUGGUUCCCUUCCCCUGGCAGAUUCCACGUUGCAUCUUGUUGAAUAAAGUUGGAUGAAUGAGAAAAA